Molecule: messenger RNA, 7632 nt
Organism: Odontomachus brunneus
Lineage: Eukaryota; Metazoa; Arthropoda; Insecta; Hymenoptera; Formicidae
Product: zinc finger CCCH domain-containing protein 18-like
Exons: 6
Coding region: 2105-5275 (1056 amino acids)
Molecular function (GO): metal ion binding
Source: RefSeq, a predicted model, not a curated record
CCCGUCUAGUAUCGGAAAAUCCCAUGACUAAAUGUACACACAUCGAAUCUACGUUCGGCUGGACAUUUUCGUGUAAUCCGGCCGUUUUCGACGGAACGAGUGAGGUUCUGCGACGCUAGAGACGGAGAGAAAGAUUUGACAAAGGAAGAGAAGAAGGAAGGAAGGAGGGAAGGAUCGCAGACGAGAUCUCUCGCAACGUUUCAGGCGGUGUAGGCCGCCGUAGGUGCCGUGGAGAAAGGCGGUUAAGAGCGUGCACGUUUUCGUGUAUUAGCGAGAACGCUAGCGUUCUGCACAAGUGACGCCGGCCGCCUUGUGCCUCGGGGAGCCUCGAAGACUCCUAAGGCCCACAGGCAUACGCGCGAUCAAGGUAAGAGGCCCGCAAUGCCAUUCUCAUCGCGGACUGUUCAUCUCGACACAAAAUGAUCAAGUGCGCACCACAUCCCCCGCGAGCAGAAUCACUCCGCGAUUGCUCCGUUUCUCGCCCGAUGCCCCGAGUCCUCACGAUCUUGAUCGCGGUAUAAUGUCGACGUCGCGCGGACCAUAACCUCUCCGCGGGCUUAUUGUUUGAGGUGGUUCCUACGGUGAAACGAGCGUGACGUUCGUUUCGGGACGAAGAUAAAGUAUAGAUAUUCCGAGAUUUGCAAGUUAGGUUAUAAUUCAUUGAAAAUCGACCGCGCGUUGUUACCGCAAUCGAGAUAGCGUGGAUUCAUGGCCAUUUCACAAGAUUCAUAUAUACACACACACAUACAUACACACAGCAUAAGUUUGUUUCGUUUUGAGAAUUAACGUUUUCAGAGAUGUUAUCGGUAUCAUGGCAAAGGUUAAUUCUGCUUGAAGUUAAUUCUGCUUUCGAAGGUAUUUGUUGCUUUCGCUGGACUUUGAAGUAUAUAUUUUGAUAACACAUGUGAUCCAGAGUACUCGUUGAAUUCUCUUUUGCCAGAAGCAGAGAAAAUGAUGUGACAGCAUUAGAAUACUCCAAUUACUUACAGCGCAGCUUUUUUCAUGCUCUCUCAUCUUUCUUCAACUCGCUCCCAACUCCUCCCAGUUUUUCUUUUUCCAUAGGGCCAAAAAAUAUUCUUUCAGGUUGAAAGUUCGUUCGCUCUAGUUUCUAGUGCAAUAACAAAAGUACGGUUUUGUGGUUUAUCGGUACUUUCUUAGUUUGUGUUGUGUUCAAGUUGAAAAGUUCAAAAGUUCCGCGCCCGAGUAAACCUGAACCGGGAAACAGUACGUAUCGUAUAUGUGACGGCAAACAAGUUCGGUUGAUAAGUAAUAAAGUAUCAAAGUUUUUAAUAAAAAGAAGUAAGGAAAAAAGUUGUGAUAUAUAUGUUCGACACGUUAUGGAUCGCGCGCGUUGUGCCAUCAAGAGCGAGCACUGCACAGUCUCUGAUCGACACAGGUAAGCCCUGCGAUGCUACUGAUGCAGAUUUUUCAGCGCUACAUUCGGUCGGUAUCGUCUUUUCAAAAGACUUAAGGCUCCCACCUUCUCGCUGCAGAACUCUCGAUCGACGGUGUCAGAGGCGAGAAAAUACACGAUAAAAUCUUGCUGGAUCACGUCGAAGUGAUGAAAGAAUGUAGCUAUAAAUGUAGCUAAAAUGGGCAUUUGCAAUCGAUCGAAUACAUGCAAAAUAAUCCAUUCUUUCUGCUCUAACUAUUGAGAAAUUACUAUCAGAUUACGUGGCGUGCAAACCCACUUUUUUAACUUACCUUUCCUCACGAUCUUGUCGCGUCAAUUUCACGGUUAUCCAUCAAUUGUUAGGACAGAAGGAAAGUGUUCGGACUAUUUUACACGUAUACUCGAUCGUUCGCAAGUAUUAUUUUAUAAAUAUAUUCUCUAUCUCUGCACAUUUUGCAAGAAUUUUUAGCGUAUAUUUUCUUGCUCUUUUUACAUUAUAAAUCAAGAUGGCCGCGGCGAGGAGUCGGGAACUUUAACUUGUAACAAAUAAGAGAGGAGACCUCAAAAACGUUGUUACAUUUCUAUAAUAUUUCAUAAAAUAAGAAAAAGAAAUAAAAAAAAACAAUGUUCCUGUUCCCGUCCUGCGAGGAGUCGCCCGUCGCCUUUGUUAAUGGAUCUCAUUGUUUUACAGGCUGAUAGAGAUAGUUCAGCAUGUCCGAUUCUGGUUCAGAGAGUACUUCCUCGGAGGGUUAUGACGGAGGUAGAAAUCGAGUCACUGCCAUGGACGAUAUGACGUCGUCGCAUUACUCGCAUCACUCAUCCGGAUCCGGACGUAAGUCGCCGGCGAGCUCGAUCUCCUCUCUAGGGGGAAAGUCUCGCGGGUCGAUGGUGUCCGGCCGGGACUCCAAAUCGCCGAGAUCCACACCGUUCUCGCCCAAGUCGCCGCGAUCCGGACUAAUGUCACCUAGUGAAGAAGGCUCGUCGAGGUCUAUCCGUAGCAUGUCCACCAAGUCACCACCUGCGUCGCCGCCUACGUCACCACCCGCAUCACCACCCGCAUCACCACCCGCGUCACCACCUGCGUCGCCGCCUGCGUCGCCGCCUGCGUCACCGCCCGUGUCACCACCUGCGUCGCCGCCUGCGUCACCACCUGCAUCGCCGCCUGCGUCGCCGCCGGCGUCGCCGAAGUCUUACCGUUCCGGAAACAACUCUCUGGACUCGCCACGAUCGGAUCGCAGCUCGUCUCGCUCACUUGUGCAGGACAAUGGCUCGUGCCUCUCUCCGCCGAAUGACUGCAAGUCCCUGCGUUUCGGCGAUACCGAGUCGAAAACGUCGGACUUCGAGGUCGACCCGCAGCGAUCCGUCGACAACUCGCCCAAAUCGUACUCUUACAAGAACAGCGAGUCUAGACAGAGCUCGCCAAAGUCGCCUAGAUCUGGCCGUAGCUCCGUCAAGUCUCUGAUGUCGCCUAGAAGCUCGCCGAAGUCUUACAAGUCUGGUCCAGCAUCUCCUAUGGACGACCAGGACUCAGACAAGCAUUCGCAUUCGGGUCCUCGGUCGCCUGAGGAAACAAAGAACGGUUCGUUUAACGAAUUGUUGGACGGUGAGCAGAUCUCAGACGGUGAUAUCGAGGACGACCCCGAGCCCACAUCUAAAUCCAAACCUACGCCUAUGACCCAUGGUGAAGAUUUGUCAGAUGUGUCGGAUCUUGAAAGCAUAGAUGGUCUCGAGAGUUCGGGCAAGCAGAACACAGAAGAUGAUAAAGCUAAAGAGCAGGACGACAAGAAGCAAACCAUGAAUGACGAGCAAAGCACGGCAAAGGAAGAAAAAAUUGCUCCUGUUGGCUUAGCAGAGGAAAGCGAACAACUAGACUUUGAAGCCGACGGCCAAUGGAAAGACGAACGUGACGAAGGAGAAACCGAAGUACCAAUUGGGAAAGAUACUAAAGGAAACACGGACAAAGAUAGUAAAGACAAAGAUAAGGACAGAGAUAAGGUGAAGUCGAAAGAGUUGGGUGAAACAAAUGACAAAGAAGAGGGAGAACAUGAAGGAGAGAAAGAGGAGUCUGAGUUGGAGGAAGGCGAACUCAGUGACGGGGACGAUGCACGGCCGGAGGAGACCGAGCCGAGACCCGUGUGUCGUUUCUACAAUCGAGGCCAAUGCACGUGGGGUGUUAGCUGCAGAUUCUUGCACCCUGGCGUGACUGAUAAAGGGAACUAUACGAUGUUCGAUAUGAUAAGGCCCAUGGCGUACCCACCGCAUGCUGCCACGCCGCACGAGUAUCGGUCGCACAUCGACAGAUCGAAUAUGGCACGUUCAUUACCUGGUUACGGUGCUCCUACACAUACAACUAAAGUGGAAGAGACGCCAACGGAGUCUGCAUGGGAACGUGGGUUGCGCCACGCCAAAGAAAUGAUGCGUAAAGCUAACAAACGAAAAGAAUCGGACAUGGAUUUUGAGGAGAAGAAAAUGAACCUGAGUUUAGGGCAAGAUGAGCUCGAUAGAGAGGCUGGCUAUUAUGUUCGAGCCGCUAGUCCUGAGCCGCCAGUUGAGAGAUGGCCACAACGGGAAGCCCCGCGUAGAGUGCCGUCUUCUCGACUCACACCGGACAGGUAUAUUGACGAACCCGAGGGUUAUUACCCGCCACCACCUACGUCAGAUUAUUAUAGGAGAGUUCACUAUAAAGAUCGUCCGGCUGAAUACAGAGAUCGCAUCGAUUAUCAUGCGAUUCCUCGCGGCACACAUUCAGUUUCACCACCGCCACCGCCACCACCACCACCUCCACCGCCACCACACAAUCGUGACCGCGAACGGGAACGAGAACGCGAGCAGCGCGAUAGAGAACGUGAUUAUUACGAGAAGUAUGAAAAGAAACAUAAACGGCCGUCGCGUGAGGUCAUCGUGGAACGUAUACCGCCGACGAAACCUUGGCGGGAAGAAGAGCCACCUCCUGUCGAAGUUAGAGGCAGAGGCGAUGAAUGGGCUGAUCCGUGGAUGCGACGCAAAUCCCCGAGUGCCGUUCGUCGAAAUACGUCGUCCCGACGACCACGCCGACAGUCAUAUUCUUCUGGCUCUUCUUAUUCAUCAACGAGUUCUAGCCGUAGCUCGAGCCGUUCCAGCUACAGUUCUUACGAUUCCCUGUCCAGGUCCCGUUCACCAUCCCCUCCUUCUAGAACCCGAGCUGCUGGCAAAAGCAAAACAGUCGUGAGUUCGCCGCCCUCGAAUCCUUCAGCUGUUGCCACGGCUCCACCUCAACGAGGUGCCAUGUUAAUGAAUCCUCCUGCUCCAUCACCUCGCCCACCGAAAGGUUCUAUCUCUCCUACAACGGGUACGCUGCAUCGACGGGCCGGCUUGAAUCCACCCGCGCCGAGUCCGCUCUCAUCACAUCGUCACCAUGAAAAAGCCAGAGACAAGGCGGCCAUUGCUGCUGCUGCUGUAGCUAAGAUUAUUAAGAGUCGCUCUAGGUCUAGAUCAUCUCGUAGUAGCUCAGGCUCGGAAAGCAGUGGGAGCAGUAGUGACUCGAGCGAAUCGAGCUACUCAUCAUCUUCCAGCGAAACCCGUAGGAGAAAAGGUUCGACACCCCCGAUAACACGCAAAGAUUCCAAGAGCAUGGACGCUCUAAAACUCGGCGGCACUAAACAACAGAUCAAGCUCACGUUGAAACCCACGAGCAACACUACGGCAGUGAAGAAGAUCGACCGUAGUGCGCUGAUGGCGGGUAAAAAGCGAGGACUCGAUUCACCGCCGUUGAUCGACAGCAAAGCGAGUGUAGCUGCCGCGGCUGCCAAGGCCGCCAAGAAGGCGAGCUCGCGACGCGAGGAAUUGCUGAAGCAACUCAAGGCCGUAGAAGACGCGAUUGCGCGUAAACGAUCUAAGGUUUAGAGUCAAUAGAGUAACGACAGCGUACGUUUCUUAAUAUUCUGAUAAAUAUGUACACAUACGUACUAAAUGUUUUGUAGCUGUAUUCUGUAAUUAGCUGUUUUCACAAUAACGAUUAGGCAAGGUAAACAAUUAUGUGAUGCCUGUUGGGUUGUGAUGGAUAUACAUCUUAACGAGUAUUCGCAACUCUUUGAUGAUGUUUGCUUCAACUAAUUGAACUCUGAAACACAAUGUCACUCGUUUUAAGAAAAAACGUCUUAUGAAAGCGUCUUCGUCCAUGGACAUUUGAUGGACUUAUAAAGCAAAUAAGAAAUAUCUUGCUAAAAAUAAGAUGUUUUUUUUGCAUGUGUUGUCUCAUACAUUUGAGAAAAUGUCUAAGAAUAUUUUCGAAAUUGAGAUAUAUAUAUAUAUAUACAUACACAUAUAUAUAUAUACAUAUAUAUGUUUGCAAUUGUUUUAGACACAAUAUUUUGUUGAAUCUUUAGUUAACAGCAGCGAGAGUAAAAAAUUAGAUUUAUAGAAAUUGAGGAUAUUUUAGAAAAUCUGAAUACAUUGUUAUGAAGAAUCUAAUGGGUCAUAAGAUUUUGUAUAUAUAUCCAAAAGCCUUUUCUCAUGUUUCCUUCUCAGAGACGAUAGCUCGACGAUUCGGUGUUAUGGAACAAACAAAUGAAUAACUUGGAGGAGUAAGUGAAAGUUGCGAAUAUUCAUAACUAGUUUAUAUAUACUAGUAUAUAUAUACUAGUAUGUAUAUACUAGUAUGUACAUACUAGUAUAUAUAUACAAAAUUUGGUAUAUAUAUAUAUACAAGACAAGAAACAUAUUCCCAUUUUUACAAUACAGGAAUUACGAUCGCAAAAUACUUAUGUUUUUUCUCAUCUUAAAUUUUUCUUUUUUUUAGAUAGGUUACUUAUAAUUUACAAUAGUAUAUAAUAUUAUAGAAUCAAGCCGCAUCUUCAGUAACACGAGUUUAGUGACAUUCACAAAAGAUUAUUUUUACGUGUAGUAAAAUGUUGAUAACAUCUAUGACAUCGUGAUUAAAAUUGUGUUGAAAAACGAGAGGGAAUAUGCGGCGAAUAAUUAUAGGUAUAUUGCGAAGACGUGAGCAAAUUUCGACUUCGCAUGUAUGUAUGUAUGUGUAUAUGUGUGUGCAUAUCCGUAAUUCGUUUUAUUAAAUAUUCACUUGUCUGAAUUGUCUUAACACCUAUGUAUAGAACGAUUACAACCAUAAUACAAAUUAUAGUGACAUUUCUAAGACCGGUAUUGAUAGUUGCUACUUGAAACUUGCUUCAAGUACCAAGUUUUGAAAGCCAAGUAUCUAGAUUUGAAUAUAGAUGUUAAAUGUGAAUUUUACAUUAUUUGAAAAAAAUUCAAAUGACAAGUUCAUAUAUAACUCUGAAUUCAAAUCUGAAUAUUUUAUUUUCAUAAUACGAGCCUGAAUGAAAAAGCUUGAGAAGAAGUGAUAUUGAUUGACAAAUCAUUUAUCAUAUUUAUAUACAAACGUCUGCUUUACUUUUUUUGAUUUGCGUUCUAAACAAAAGAACCGAAUAUUAUGGACAUAGAGUGAAAUUCGCCAUGGUACCGCGUUAGAAUAAUUUUGCAACAUAUAUAGUUACUAUCAAAUAGUCGUGAGUGGAAGUCAAUACUGUCAAAUAGUCGUGAAUGGAAGUUUACGUUUUACUACAAUUGUAUUAUACAUGGGAAACGUAUGUAGACUGACUGUGACGUUACUUUUCGUGAUGUAAAAGCAAAAAGCUGACUUCACGAAGCGGAACGAUUUGAGAACAUACGCCGUGGUGCUAUCAUUUCCGAUUAGCGGACAAGAAAUUUUAAUUUAGUUUGAUAAAAAAUAAAUUUAUUAUAUUGAAUUCUACGAAUUGCAUAUUUGUACUAUUAUAGUGAUAGUCUUAUAUUCUAGCGAUAUGUCUCCUUCAAGAGACGUUACUUCUUUUGGCAUUCUUUCCUUUCAAAGUGCACGUGAGAUUUCUCGUUUUUAGAUAUGAGAAGUUCUCGAUAUAAUCAGUCAAUGACCAGUGCGAUAUUGAUCUUUCUAAAUAAGCCUAGUAAUAUCAGGGGACUAAUUUCAAGAGAUAGUGUAGAGGGAAAUAUAAUCCUAAAUACAGAAAACUGUGCCACGCGCGAGAAAGGAGGAUUUCGUAAUAGAAAACGUGUGUAUAUAUAUAUAUAUAUAUAUAUAUAUAUACACACACACACACAUAUAUAUAUUUUGUACUUUUUUCCGUGUAUAAAUAUAGUGUGACGAGAUGCGCUAUGCUAAUUUCAUGCCAUGAGCACCAUGUUAACUUAAGAAACGAACGCUUUGUUAAACGACAGACUUUAUUAAAUAUAAGUUACAAAACAAA